Molecule: messenger RNA, 1055 nt
Organism: Bactrocera dorsalis (oriental fruit fly)
Lineage: Eukaryota; Metazoa; Arthropoda; Insecta; Diptera; Tephritidae
Product: peptide deformylase, mitochondrial
Exons: 2
Coding region: 97-816 (239 amino acids)
Biological process (GO): N-terminal protein amino acid modification; peptidyl-methionine modification
Cellular component (GO): mitochondrion
Molecular function (GO): peptide deformylase activity
Source: RefSeq, a predicted model, not a curated record
ACAGCUGUUGGAUUGAUAAGACUGACAUGUUCAUAUAAUAACGAACACAAAGUUUUUGGAGAAUCACUUGUAGAUAUUGUUGAUUAGCCGUUAACAAUGCAAUUGCAAAUAGUACGGUUAUUAACAUGGAAGAUAGCGAACCAUGGAAAACGAUUUAUAACUACAAGCAAUAGGAAGGAGAAAACCUUUCGAAAACUUUACCAAGAGUUUUGGUCGCCCAAGUCUAUACAUAACCCUCCUUAUGAGCAUUUCACACAAAUUGGGGAUCCAGUUUUACGCACUAAAGCUGCAGAAGUGCCUGGAGACCUUAUUAAUAGUAAAGAGGUAGAACAUAUUGUUGAAAAAAUGAUCAAAGUAUUACGAAAGUUCGAUUGCGUUGGCGUUGCAGCACCACAAAUUGGAAUUUCGCUUCGAAUCAUUGUGAUGGAAUUUCGAGAAGGAUUGAUAGACAUAUUGCCAAAACCUGUUUACGAAGCGAGAAAGAUGUCUACACUACCACUAACAGUUGUAAUAAAUCCAACAUUGACUGUAACUAACUACGAAAAGCAUAAACAUCCGGAAGGCUGUAUGAGUGUUCGAGGUUAUUCCGCAGAAGUGGAACGUUUUCAUUCGGUUAUGUUAAAAGGAAAAAAUCUCAGCGGCGUAGAAAACAAAGUUGAAUUAAGUGGUUGGAACGCAAGAAUAGCGCAACAUGAAAUGGACCACUUGGACGGAAAACUUUAUAUUGAUCGCAUGGAUAGUUCCACUUUUAUUUGUACAUGUUGGGAGACAGUUAAUGCUAAAAGUGGACGUGUUGAGAUACCUUUUUAUAAAUAAUGUAUAGAGUAAAGCUUGCCUUCAUACUUUCUUAAAUUUUUUGUCGGACUUGUUCGUUUCGAGACGUUUCGUUUGUCUUCAGUUUUUUUUUUAUGUUUUAGUAAGAAUAAGUAAACUAAAUUAUGUUAUCUAAUUAUAAAUAUACAUAGUUCUUUAAUUUAUUACGUUUAAUGAAAAAACACAAACUAGCUUUUCUGUGCUUAUACAAAUUAAAAACGUAAUUAUUUAUUUUCCAAUUA